GAAAGCAAAAGAAAGCCAGCAAGCCAGCAAGCAAGCAAGCAAAGAAGAAACUGUAUAAAAGAUAUUCAACUAAAGAAACUCACACGCACAGAGAGAGAGACAGAGAGAGAGAGAGAGAGAUAGAGAGAGUCCGACCUCAAGCCCCGACUAUCGCCGCACUGUUCGUUUCCAGAGAAAAUAAUUUAAAAAAGAAUGAGAGAGAGAUAAAAAGAGGAAAAAAGCAGAGAUUUUUAUGGUUGGAAUUGGAAGCUCUGAAUUCAAAGCAUUUUAUAAUCACGAAUUUGAAUUCUGUUUGGCUUGGUGAAGCAGAAGAGUGCUGAAACUGCACGUAGAUUGCUGUUUUCAUUUCUGGGAUUAGAGAUUCGCCGAAUUCAAAGUUGUAGCGAGUGUUCAGAAUUUUCCACGGCUGAAUUGUUGGUAAAAGUAUUUUCUUUGGCAAAUCGGCGCCGGAAUUUUCCCGAGAAAAUUUUAAACACUUUUCCAGUGUUUCCUUUUGGAAUCAAAGCUUGCGUUGCUCGAGACAUCGAUAAUAGAAAGAGAAAGUGAAUGCGCCUCCGAUCUUCUUUCGGAGGCAUAAAUCUCCUUCCAAACUACUCAGCUUUUCUGUACGAGACAGAUCUACGAAGCUCUCCAAAGAAUUCCAGUCUCCGACCCCCACAAUUUACUCUCAAGCUCUAAGUUCCCAUUAAAAUUCAACGCUCUCAGAGUCGUUAGAACGAAGAAUCACAGAAACCAGUCAGAAUUUUGUUUCCGGCGGAUAUUAUUUCCGAAAUCUGGUAGAUAAAGAACAACAAAAAUUCACAGAAAAAUAGCAUCUGAGUGUUUAUGGAGCUUCCUCAACCCCGUCCCUAUGAAACCGAAGGAAGAAAACCGACGCAUGACUUUCUGUCACUGUACAGUCAUUCAACUGCCCAACAAGAUCCAAGAACACCUUCUCAAGGAGGAGGUUAUCUCAAAACUCAAGAUUUUCUACAACCACUUGAACGCAUAGGAAAAGGUGCCUGUGCUAAAGAAGAAGCUGCUUCUGUUGAGAUAUCAACAGCUGAAAAGCCACCACCUCCAGCAGCACCUCCUUCCUUUGCGCACCUUCUCCCCGGUGGGAUUGGGACUUACAGUAUAAGUCACAUUUCCUAUUUCAAUCAAAAGGUUCCGAAGCCGGAGGCCGGGAAUGUAUUUACAGUCGCUCAAACAAGUAGUAAUGACAGAAAUGAUGGAAACUCAAACUGCAGUUCUUAUUCCGGAAGUGGAUUCACUUUGUGGGAUGAAUCUGCGGUGAAAAAGGGAGAGACAGGGAAGGAGAAUAUGGGAGAAAGACCAGGUGUUGGAGAGCCAGCGGCGAGAGUCGGACAAUGGGCGUCGUCAGAACGGCCGUCAGUGUCAUCUUCCAGCAACCAUCGCAAGAGCUUUGGCUCUUUCUCUUCAUCCCAGCAAUCGCUACAGAGGAAUCAAAGCUUCAUGGAGAUGAUAAAGUCCGCAAAGGGUAGCAACCAGGAAGACGAACUUGACGAAGAGGAAGAGCUUGUUCUGAAGAAAGAGCUUUCAACAACUACCCACAAAGGCGAACUUAGGGUAAAAAUUGAUGGUAAGAACUCUGACCAGAAGGCUAACACGCCGCGGUCUAAGCAUUCUGCAACAGAGCAGCGUAGAAGAAGCAAGAUAAAUGACCGAUUUCAGAUGCUGAGAGAACUGAUUCCUCAUAGUGACCAGAAGAGAGAUAAGGCGUCAUUCUUGUUAGAGGUUAUCGAGUACAUUCAGUUUUUACAGGAGAAAGCACAUAAAUAUGAGGGGUCAUAUCAAGGGUGGAACAAUGAAUCAACAAAACUAACGCCUUGGAGGAGCAAUUACAGGCUUGGGGAAAGUUUUGAUCAAUCUCGAGGCAUCAAGGGUGGGUCUGAUCCUGCAGUAGUGUUCGCCACAAAGUUUGAUGAGAAAAAUAUCUGUGUUUCUCCAACAAUACCUGGGGGUGCACAAAAUCCAGUAGAAUCUGAUACAAGUACUGUCACUACCUUCAAAGCAUUGGAUCACCACAGUAGCAUGACAAAUAAGGCAAUGCCCUUCCCUAUGUUACUGCAGCAAAAUUUAUUCCCACCUGUCAGGAGUGGAGGUGCAGUACCUCAAGUUCAUCCUAGAUUGGCGUCUGAUGUGGAAAAUAUAUCAUCUCAGCCUCAAUCCCAGUUGUGUCAGACAAGAUCAUGCACUACUAUGGAUGGUGCAGUUGCUAAUGAUAAGCUAAAAGAACAGGAGCUAACUAUUGAAGGUGGUACUAUUAACAUCUCAAGUGCAUAUUCUCAAGGGUUGUUAAAUACUUUGACACAAGCACUGCACAAUUCUGGUGUGGAUUUGUCACAGGCCAGCAUCUCAGUGCAAAUUGAGCUUGGGAAGCGAGCAAGUAGUAAAACGGUUGUGGCAACAUCCACUAUUAAGGAUAAUGAUAUUCCUUCGAGCAACCAAGGGAAAAGGCAUUCUGGAGUUGAAAAUGGUGAAGAUUCUCACCAGUCCCUAAAGAAGCUCAAGACAGGCAAAAACUAAUAUGACAAGUUCGGUUGUCUUACUUAAUAAACUAUAUUUAAUUCAUUUUUUGGUGGAGGCCCCUGGGGGGUUUAUUCAUGUCUUUUGCUGGUCCAUAAGCUCACCCGGUUGAGACAGAGAUUGAGUGUACAUUUAGUGUCUCAGUUAGUAUGUUGAAAUAUCUAGAAAUCUCUCAACAAAGUAUUGUAUUGUUUUUGUUUUGGUUUUGACAACAUCAUAGAGGCUUCCAUACUGAUGCUUAGAAGCUGCUUUUUGAGUUCAAGCUUCAAUUCAUGUAAAGUUCUUUCGAACCAUUAUUAAUUUCCUUUAUUUUUAUUCCCAUGGAAUAAGAUAUCUACCAUGGGAAGACAA
This is a messenger RNA of Ziziphus jujuba (common jujube), 2880 nucleotides long. Its product is annotated as transcription factor BIM1. Bases 826 to 2529 code for a protein of 567 amino acids. Gene Ontology annotation, biological process: DNA-templated transcription. Lineage: Eukaryota; Viridiplantae; Streptophyta; Magnoliopsida; Rosales; Rhamnaceae. Gene Ontology annotation, molecular function: protein dimerization activity; DNA-binding transcription factor activity. The transcript is spliced from 12 exons. The record is from RefSeq and is a predicted model, not a curated record.